AUGAACACUGCUGCCUCUAGCUGUGCCAUAUGCAACAGUGGUGCCAUGCGCAACAGUGGUGCCAUGCGCAACAGUGGUGCCAUGCGCAACAGUGGUGCCAUGCGCAACAGUGGUGCCAUGCGCAACAGUGGUGCCAUGCGCAACAGUGGUGCCAUGCGCAACAGUGGUGCCAUGCGCAACAGUGGUGCCAUGCGCAACAGUGGUGCCAUGCGCAACAGUGGUGCCAUGCGCAACAGUGGUGCCAUGCGCAACAGUGGUGCCAUGCGCAACAGUGUGCCAUGCGCAACAGUGGUGCCAUGCGCAACAGUGGUGCCAUGCGCAACAGUGGUGCCAUGCGCAACAGUGGUGCCAUGCGCAACAGUGGUGCCAUGCGCAACAGUGGUGCCAUGCGCAACAGUGGUGCCAUGCGCAACAGUGGUGCCAUGCGCAACAGUGGUGCCAUGCGCAACAGUGGUGCCAUGCGCAACAGUGGUGCCAUGUGCAACAGUGGUGCCAAUUGUGCUGUGCACAUGCUUCGCUUGA
Closterium sp. Yama58-4 is the source of this 522-nucleotide messenger RNA. The record is from the annotation of a GenBank genome assembly. Lineage: Eukaryota; Viridiplantae; Streptophyta; Zygnematophyceae; Desmidiales; Closteriaceae.